Messenger RNA from Colius striatus (speckled mousebird), 3063 nucleotides. RefSeq names its product C4b-binding protein alpha chain-like. NCBI's taxonomy places the organism in Eukaryota, Metazoa, Chordata, Aves, Coliiformes, Coliidae. The record is from RefSeq and is a predicted model, not a curated record. The transcript has 14 exons. The coding region runs from base 243 to 2369 and encodes 708 amino acids.
AUCUGCAGAGUUCCAGCUUUUCUGCAGGGAGCCAUAUCUGUUCUUGUAGGCAUAUCAGAACUCCUCCUCUAGCACUGUGGUGCCUGGAGCUGGGGGACAGAGUGAGGACAGUCAUCAGUUUGUCUUGCAAGAGCCAAACACACCGGGUCUCUCCAUCUCCUUCUGCCAGACCUUCAGAUAUCUGGCCUGGAAAAAGAAUGUGGUAACUUCAGUGGGGUCUUGCAGGCAGGGAGUAAAGAGAGAUGCCAGCUUUGGAGAUGGGGAGGCAGAGUGAUUGUGGCACUGUCCUUGGGUUAUUCCUUGCUGCUGCUCUUGUUGUGGCUGUCCAGAGCACCUGCGACGCUCCGCCACGGCUGACAUCUGCCGAGCUCAAGCCGCAGUACCAGGCCACGGCCACCUUCCCUUCCGAGUCCGUGGUGGGAUACGUCUGUCGGCCGGGUUACACCAGGAACGUUCAAGCCCGGAACACGCUGCUUUGCGGGUCAGACGGCACGUGGCACGGCUCCAGGGACAUCUGCACGCCAAAGCUGUGUACCUACCCUGGAGAGCCAGCCAAUGGCAGACUCAUCCUAACAGAAAACUUCAGUUUUGGUUCAGCAGUGAACUUCACCUGCAACACUGGGUACAGGCUGAUUGGAAAUUCCCAGAUUCGAUGUGUGAUUCAGGGUGGGGGUGUUACAUGGGACAGAGAUAUUCCCUUCUGUGAGCCAAUACCGUGUGCACCCCCUCCAGAAAUAGCCAACGGUGAGCACAGUGGAGCUGGCAAAGAGCUCUUCCAUUACGGCGCAUCUGUCACUUACUGGUGCCACACUGACAAACGGGGAGAGAGACUCUUCUCGCUGGUGGGAGAUGCCUCUAUUUUCUGUACAACCACAGAUAACGUAAAUGGUGUCUGGAGCAAACCAGCCCCAGAGUGCAAAGUGGUCACCUGUGAGCCCCCGAGCCUGCAGAACGGGAAGCUGCUGAGCCGCUACCAGCUUCGGUACAACUACAGGGACACGGUCCUGUUGGACUGCGACUUCCGCCACAGCCUGAGCGGCAGCGACGUGUCGACCUGCGGCCAGGACGGGCGCUGGGCCCCGCCGCUGCCGCUCUGCCAGCGCAGUAGCUGUGAUGAUCCUCCAGAUGUACAGAAUGCUGUUAAAGCAAAACUUGCUGGCGACUUGUUUCCUGUGGACACUGUCGUUACCUACGAGUGCAGGGAGGGCCACAAGUUCAGCACGGGAGAAACCACGCAGCACGUUAAGUGUCUGCCAGAUUUUACAUGGAGUGAAACCCCCCAGCCUUGUGAGAGAAUUCGCUGCCCCAGUGCAGACAUCAGCAAUGUGAGGCUCUCGCAUGAAUGGGAAGCCAAAGAGAGUUACGUGUUCGGAGACAGGCUGGAAGUGACGUGUGAGGAUGGUUAUGCCUUCAGAGGCCACAGCAGCAGCCUCGUGCUGCAGUGUACGAGCGAUGGCAGCUGGGACCCGGCGGUUCCCGAGUGCUCUCCAGAACCUCAUUGCCCAAAGCCAGAUGCUGCUCAUGGAAGAGAGGUUUAUAAAUCCAGACAUGACUACAGAGCUGGGACCCGGCUGAGGCUGGCGUGUGAUCCAGGCUACAUCCUCAGGGGCCAGGAGGUGACUGAGUGUCAGGCCGAUGCCAGCUGGGCUCCCCCGCUGCCCUUUUGUGAUAAAGUCUGUGCUCCCCCUCCCCAAAUCCCCAACGGACAGCACUCUGGCUCGGGCCGGCAGCAGUUCCCCUACGGCGCAGAGGUGACCUACAGCUGUGCCGAGGGCCUGUCCCUCAUCGGGGAGCGCUCCCUGCACUGCACCUCCGACGACGGGCUGAACCUGACGUGGAGCGGACCUGCCCCGGAGUGCAGGGUGGUUCGCUGCCCCAAGCCCACGGUGGAGAGGGGCAGGAUGACUGUGCAGAGGUUCACGUUUCCCUACGGGGCGACUGUGCAGUUCUCCUGUGACGAAGGCUUCGUGCUGCAUGGCGCUGCCGAGAGCCGGUGCCUAGCUGACGGCGCCUGGCACCCUGCCCUGCCCUCCUGCCAGCCAGUUCGGUGUCCCAAACCCUCUGGACAGGAUGACUUGGGGAUUUACUCUCCUAAGCUGUGGUACGAGGUGAAUGAAACUCUGUCCUUCUACUGCAAACGCGAUGGCCGGCGAGGAGUUAGUUCAGAAAGUACCUGCUCAGCUAAAGGCAGUUGGAUACCAGCACCCACGUGUAAAAAGCGUGAUACAUGUGAGAAGAUUCUUCGAAACAGGGAAACUUUCCAGUGUGGAAUUCCUCUGGCAGAACUGAAAACUCUGCUGGAAAUCCAGAAACUGCACCUGGAGAUCCAGAAGCUUGAAAAGGAGCUGAGACCCACAGCAUAUGGCUGACUGUCACCACUGGUGUCAUGGGACCCGUGCUCUUUGUGUGGUAGAAUUGUGCUGCCUGAGGAUCUUUUAUGCAUUCAUAAUUCAUUCUAAUAGUUACGUAGCCAGAACCAAAUCUAUCAAUCAGCCAAGGAACAGAUUUGGCCAUGUGGGGAGUCAGAAACUGACAACUUCUGUCUCUCUCUGAGCUCCCUGGGUUAGGUUUCUACAUCACUUCAUACACUUUAGAGCUUUGUAUUUAGAUGUUGCACUGACAUGUGAGCGGGUGGAAGGGAACUGAGGGGACAGGGAGUGUUUGCCAGCACCAAGCAGAGACUGUGGACAGACACAUGUGUGGUAGGAGCCCCCAGCCCACACUCACCCACAGCUGCUGCAGCCCAUUGCCACUCUGCUCACGUGCUGUUGUGAGCCAGCACUUUGCCUAAUUGUGCCCUUCAGAGUGGGUACAAUGAAGAAAACUUCAAAGCCUGUUUUCUAGCAAAACAAGCCAGAUUUUCUUCUCAAGUGGGGCAGGUGUGUCUGAGGCCACAGCAGUGCCACUCGCUGCAUCUUUGUGGAAAUAAGACCGUAGAGGAGGAAGCAGCUGGAUUGUUUCUGCGAGGCCCAGCAGCAGGGAAGCGUGUGGGCAGGGAGCAUCCAGGACCAGAGCGGUGUCCCUGUACCAUGGGACUGUAAUAAAGCUGCAAUUGCAAUGACA